Moneuplotes crassus is the source of this 265-nucleotide messenger RNA. NCBI's taxonomy places the organism in Eukaryota, Ciliophora, Spirotrichea, Euplotida, Euplotidae. The record is from the annotation of a GenBank genome assembly.
AGAAAAAUGGAGACUAAGAUUCUCAGCCUAGAUCAGCCUGUAUCUUCAUUCACCAAGAUAAUAAGCUUAUGUGAAGGCAUCAUUCUCGACUACAUAAACCAGAAAGCACUUAAAACCCCCUGUAAAAUCCUCCAUCUCCACAGAGGUUCCAAAAUCCUCAAGCUCCAGGUCCAUCACAGCACAAAAUUCCCUCCAAGCACUACAUGUCAAGUAAGUAUUAAGCAAAACCAAGCUAAGACAACACUUUAGGAAACAAAUUUCUCAU